Molecule: messenger RNA, 1274 nt
Organism: Papaver somniferum (opium poppy)
Lineage: Eukaryota; Viridiplantae; Streptophyta; Magnoliopsida; Ranunculales; Papaveraceae
Product: plant cysteine oxidase 3-like
Exons: 5
Coding region: 83-883 (266 amino acids)
Molecular function (GO): oxidoreductase activity, acting on single donors with incorporation of molecular oxygen, incorporation of two atoms of oxygen
Source: RefSeq, a predicted model, not a curated record
UCUUCCAGAACACUAUACCCUCUUUUAGGACUGAACACUAUUUACCUUCGGUCUAGCUCAGCCACUCACUGCCAAAGCGCAGAUGACGAAGAACUCUUCUUGUAUUCAGGCUCUCUAUGGCCUAUGCAGAAAGACCUUUACUACGCCUUCAGGAACUCCUUUUGCUUCUUCUCAAGCAAUCCAGAAGCUUUGCUCUCUAUUAGAUACCAUUACUCCUUCUGAUGUCGGGCUCAAAGAGAAUAAUGCAGAUGAUGACCGGGGACAUGGUUUUUUUGGUGAGAACUUGUUCGACAGGGUAGGUCGAUGGGCUCAACCUAUUACAUUCGUGGACAUACAUGAAUCUGAUAAUUUUACAAUGUGUAUCUUCUGCCUGCCAACUUCAUCAGCAAUUCCACUUCAUGACCAUCCUGGAAUGACUGUCUUAAGCAAAAUACUUUAUGGCUCCAUGCACGUGAAAGGAUAUGACUGGGUUGAGCCUGCCUGUGUACGGAAAAUCGGCAGUUCUCCUGGGAAACUGGUAAUGCUAGUCGUAAUGGAAUUUGUUUUGUUGGCAGUUAGAUUGGCGAAGUUAGCUGUAGACAAAGUUUUAACAGCACCAUGCGGAGCGUCAGCCUUGUACCCUAAAAGUGGGGGUAAUCUUCAUUGUUUCACUGCAGUCACUCCCUGUGCUGUCCUUGACAUACUUGCUCCUCCCUACAAAGAAACCGCCGGCAGGAAAUGUACUUAUUACCAUGACUACCCUUACACCAGUUUCCCGACAGAGAGUGUGGAUGGGAUAUGUGAGGGGAAAGAAGAGGAAUAUGCAUGGCUGAAGGAGAUUGAUACACCGAAUGAUCUAUAUAUGCGUCCAGGAAGAUAUACUGGUCCACGAAUUCAAGCUUAGGAUUUCAUCAGUUGUGAUCGGUGCUUGAAGAUCCACUCUUUUGAUGUUCGGCUUGAUUUCUUAUGACCGCAGAUUUGCAGGAAGAUCCAAAGAAGUUUGUAGUCGUGUUAUAUAUCAAAGUCUAGUUACCUCACAUGGAUUGCAUACCAAGUCUGGAAGCUAAUCAGCUAAUGCCCUGAAGUAGUGUUUUAUAAAAUUCCAAGUCUCAUGUCCCUUUUCUCUAUUUGAUCCUGCUGUAGAAUAUAUGAGAUAUUACGGAAUUUGUAAGUUCUACAGUUGUUUAUUUCCCAAGCUGUGUUACUCCUUUGCUUGUCUAAUAUUAUAUGCUGAAGCCAAUACGGAAUUUGUAAGUUUUACAUUGCUGGAGUAGUUAUUAUCCUUUGUUCGGCCA